Messenger RNA from Emericellopsis atlantica, 2007 nucleotides. Its product is annotated as cytochrome P450. The coding region runs from base 487 to 2007 and encodes 506 amino acids. NCBI's taxonomy places the organism in Eukaryota, Fungi, Ascomycota, Sordariomycetes, Hypocreales, Bionectriaceae. The transcript is spliced from 5 exons. The record is from RefSeq and is a predicted model, not a curated record. Gene Ontology annotation, molecular function: heme binding; oxidoreductase activity, acting on paired donors, with incorporation or reduction of molecular oxygen; iron ion binding.
AAGGAGGUUACACUCCUCGAUGGCCAACAAAUUUGAGUCACUGCUCCGGUCCCGAGCUGGCUUGUUAAGGGCUGGAAGCUCUCGUGUUGUUAGUGACAUGGACGGGGAUAAGUACAUCACCCAGCUCACGUGCGACCAACUGUCAUUGAGUGGAAGCCAAUCGCGAAGUGAUUUGCAGUGUGUUCGCGGGGCUUUCUGCAGAGGCUCUUUCUUCUCUCGCAUGGGGCAUGGUGUAUAUUCCAAGUAUGGCUUGUCGCCCGGACCAACGCAUACGCACGCUGCAUGCAUCCAUGCAGCCAAGGACCAGAUCAUCCGGUAAUCUACUCACGGAUAGUAUGCCCUUGUUCCCCUGGACAAAGAUAUUCAAGCUUCCACCACCUUUGAGUUGCUGCUCCCCAGACUGACGCCAACUACCUCCCACUAGACACAAGAUCGCACUCCUCAUUCCCGCUCCUCACAUGCAAUUGAGACGUCACCUGUGCUAUCAUGAUUUUUGAUUCGAUCACCUUGAGCCUUCUUUUCAUCGCUCUCGCUACAUUCGUAUCUGCCAAGCUAUUGUGGGAGCUUGUCUUCUCCCCGCUUCGAGCAUUCCCUGGCCCUUUUCUGGCCAGGUUCACGGAUGGAUGGCGUUCGUAUCUCACCACUCUAGGCAAUGUCGACCGCAAGCAUCUGGCGUGGCACCAUAAAUGGGGCAGUGCCGUUCGUGUUGGACCGAACGCCAUCAGUCUCAACGACCCCGAUUUGAUCAAGACCCUCUACGGAACCAAGAAUCCAUGGCGCAAGAGCGACAUGUACCGCCCGAACGACGUCGUUGUCAAUGGCGCGCGCAUCCAGAACAUCUUCAAUACGCAGGACAAGAAGUUCCACGCCAAGUACGCUCGGCCAAUCGGUGGGUUCUGGAUCCUAUCAAAGGUUCUUGAACUAGAGCCCCUCUUUGACGAGACGCUACGGUUACUGGUCAGCAAGCUGAAUGAAGAAUUCAUGCAGAAGGGAGCUGUCUGUAUGAUGGACAAUUGGCUGGCUUACUUCGCAUGGGAUGCUGCUGCGAAUGUGUCAUUCGGACGGCACUAUGGCUUCAUUGAGGAGGGCGAGGACGUCGGCGGCAUCAUCAGCGAGUCGACAGCCGGACUGAAGUACUUUAGCGCGAUCUCCCAGAUCCCCUGGCUCGACAACUGGCUGGACAAGAACCCCUGGUAUCGCAUCGGCCCCAGACCACUCGUCAACGGCUUUCUCUACACCGUUCGCAUCCUCAGCGAGUACCAGCAGCAGGUCGCCUCGGGUGCCGUCAAGCGGAAGGAACAAGACCUCUUCAUUGACAGCUACAAUGGCCUCAAGGAAAAGUACGACUUUGUCGACGACCAGCAGGUGAUCAAUUGGCUCAUGCUUAACGUGCUGGCGGGCGGAGACUCCACGGCGGGAGCCAUGCGGCCCAUCUUCUACCACCUCGCCAAGAACAGUGACAAGUACGAGAAGUUGGUGAGGGAGCUCGAUGGCGCAGGGCUAUCGUUCCCAGCGCAAUGGAAGGACUGCUCGAAGCUGCCGUACCUGGACGCUUGUAUUCGCGAGGCAUUCCGCGUGAACCCGGCAGUCGGACUAAUGCUCGAGCGGGAGGUGCCGUCUGAUGGCUUCACGAUCCCCGACGGGCGCUUCAUCCCCGCGGGGACCAAGGUCGGCCUCAAUCCGGCGGUAGUGACGCGUGACAGCGGGGUCUUUGGCGAAGACGUCGAGAAGUACGUGCCCGAGCGUUGGCUUCAGAUGGAGGGCGAGAGCGACGUCGAUUUCGCAACGAGACUCCGACGAAUGCAGGAGGCGACGGAUCUGAUGUUUGGGGCGGGCAGCCGGGUCUGUAUGGGGAAGCACUUGGCGCGACUGGAGAUAUACAAGCUUGUCGCGACGCUAUACAGCACUUUCGAUGUGAAGCUGAAGGAUCCGGGGCACGAGUGGACGUAUUGCAACGCGUGGUUCAUGUACCAGAGCGACAUGCCCAUGGUGCUAACAGCACGAUAA